AUGGUCGCAUGUGAUGGAUACUCAUCGAAUAUCCACGGAAAUUUAAAGAUACACAGAGACAUUGACAGCAGUGAACUUAACACACCAAAGAAUAUAUUUGAUGUCGUGGUGUACUCAAAUCCCAACUGGAAUAAUAUCAAUAACUAUUCUGGAGAUCAAAGAGGAAGAGGAUUGCGACGACAGACAUAUAUGGCGCAGUACAACAAUUAUUAA
Macrosiphum euphorbiae (potato aphid) is the source of this 213-nucleotide messenger RNA. Lineage: Eukaryota; Metazoa; Arthropoda; Insecta; Hemiptera; Aphididae. The record is from the annotation of a GenBank genome assembly.